This is a messenger RNA of Benincasa hispida (wax gourd), 1982 nucleotides long. RefSeq lists its product as uncharacterized. NCBI's taxonomy places the organism in Eukaryota, Viridiplantae, Streptophyta, Magnoliopsida, Cucurbitales, Cucurbitaceae. The record is from RefSeq and is a predicted model, not a curated record.
ACCAAAAAACUAUGUCUGAACUAUAAAUCAAGUUUGUAAUUUACCCUUCUUGAAGGAGUUCGAUUGAUUUUUUACCAAACAAAUCCCAACAACCAAAAGGAAUUAGGACUUGGAUACCCAAGAGCGCGUCCUUGACAACCGCUGAGAUAGCGCGUGGAUAAAUAGAACGAACCGUUGGCUUGACCGGUCGUGAAGAACUCGAAAUGUUCACGAAUGAAAGGCUGUGUAUGUCCUCCGCCCCAAUGCGCCACCGCAAGUCUCGCCAGAACACACACCAAAAACUCCGAUAUCCGCCAUGUCCGAUCACCUUCACCGGCUCCGUUCAACGACCCAUUUCUUCAAACAAGCUUCAUCCUCCUUCAUCUCCAACUUCUUCACGUUCCUCCUCCUCUCUCUUCUCCUUCUCUCCUUCCGUUUACUCGUCGAAAAUGUCACCCACCGUGUCACCUCCUUCAUCGACCACGACCCCUCUCUGAACGCUCUCCUCUCUCGCCUCGAUCCUCCUAGCCAAAACCACCGCAUUGGAUCUCCCGACUCCUCCUCCGUGUCCACUCGCCGGUUCCGUCGCCGCUACCCCUUUCUCCACCUAACACGCAUCGGAACGCUGGACGACGACGUAUUCUCCGGCGAUGGAGAUGACGAUCGCAGGCUCUUUGGGGCCGGCAAUGGUUUUUCCCCUAAUCGCAGUUUUGUGAUGUUCACGCAUUUUGACUCAAUGUUAGGGUUUUCAGAUUCCGUGGUUGAUAACGGGAUUAGCGUUUCGGAGGUUGUUCGCCCUGGAAUUGCAUUCAGAGUUCGGAUUGCGUCUUUGGAUAUUGAUGAAGAUGGUGCUAAUAAUCAGGAUGAGGAGAAUGUAAAUCUUGAGAGGGAAAAUAUCAACGGUCAACAUGAUAUGAACAGAGUAGUUGAUUUACAGUUUGUCAAAGGAUUGGCGCUUGAUAAUUCUGAAACGGCUGCCCUGUUGUUUAUGGUGAGUUUCUUGUCUGCGGUGUAUGGAUGGGUUAUUCUUAGCUUUACUCUUACAUAUUCAUUGGUUUUAGGGAUGGUAUUUAUUUCAGUUGUUAAUGACCUAACCGGGAGGUUUAGCUCAGUGAUUGGUAUAAUUUGUGAUGGAACCAUGCUGGGGCUCAAGCGGCUUACUGGGUUUAUUAUCAUGAAAUGGGCAGUGAGGGAUGCAUUAACUCAGCUUCUUGGGCUAUGGUAUUUUGGUGAAAUUGAAAACAAAUACUCAUUUUUCAAGCUAUUUGUGAGGUUAAAAUUGAUGCCAUUUUCAAUUAUGUCUCCAUGGAUUCAAGGUUUUGAGAAGGAGAUAUCUGGAUUCAUAUCAACAUGGUUUUUGAUGGAUUCACUUCUAGCCUUCCUAUUUUCUGUGGAUGCUUGGGCAGUUCUUGCAGAUUCAAGGCGAAAUGGAAGAGAAAUAGUGAAGGAAGGUUGUUAUUUGUUAUCAAUCAUGUUGAACCAGGCUGUCCAAAUAAGUUGUUUGCAAGCUAUUUUUUGUGGCCCGCUAGUGAGGGCGGUUAUAGGUCAAACUUUGGGAAAAUAUUUUGCCAUGGUUUUCCAGUCGGUUGUGGAGGUUUAUUUUAUGGCUACUUGGUUGGUGUUCUACCUUUCAGCUAGAUGUAGAGAUGCCCACUUACAGGGAAGGAGAUUUGGUCAGAGAGAACUAGAGGGCUUAACUGAUGGACUUAGGUAGUAUUAGGUUACUCUACUGAGUUUCAACUACAGGCUCCAAUUGUAUCUAUAUGAGCUUUAAAAAAAAUUGACAUCAAUCUGUAACCCUUGCUGAUGAUCCUCUGAUUGAGAUCACUUCUCUUCUCUGUAGUCUCCAGAAAUGUGUUGUGUCUACGUUAGACAAGAAAAUGUUACUGAUGAGGCUGAUUAAGUGAAAGACUGAAAGGUGUGAGAGAAGGAUUCAAAAUAGGCUGGAAUAGUUCCAUUUGAUUGCCGGGUUGCACAAAUCGGGGGAGAUUUUUUUGAGUGAC